Molecule: messenger RNA, 639 nt
Organism: Peronospora matthiolae
Lineage: Eukaryota; Oomycota; Peronosporomycetes; Peronosporales; Peronosporaceae
Source: the annotation of a GenBank genome assembly
AUGGCUCCUGCAUCACCUGCACCUCCCACAUUGGAGGCCGAUAGCCCGAUUCCGCCUUCUACUCCGCCGCCGGGUCCACCCGUUAGAAGGUCAGUUGUGUUGCCGUCGUCUCGAAUGAGCGCUGCAUCCUUUUUGAAUUGUGAUACUUUGACUGCGGGGAUCGCAGCGCUCUACGGUCAACUGGAUCUUCAUGCCGCGGUUGUUGCCGACUACCACUCGUUGGAAGUGUUAUGUCGGGACCAGAAUCUGCAGAUCGACCGACUGCAAACGCAGUUGCAAUCGUACGUCAAGAUUGCCCCGCGCUUGGCAACCUAUACGGAGCUGGCGCGGCGCUUGGGUCAAAAUCACGUGGUCCGAGAACUCAAGACGGCUCUCUCAGAAGCCGAAAAGACGUCUAAACAAAAUUCGGGCGGCGAUCUCCAAGCUGCGACAGCCAAGAUAUCCAAGUACAAGAAUCUCUUCCACAGAGUUGACAAGAAGCUUGACACGACCAGACUGGCGUUGGAAGACAUGUCGAAGACCCAUCAAGACUGCCUCCGUGAACAAGAGCUUGUAGAAGCGGAGCUGCAACGGCUGCAACCGGACCUCGUGGACUGGAACUCCCACGUGGAUCGUCUGCGUAUUCAAGCAUCGAACUGA